Messenger RNA from Rhineura floridana, 10242 nucleotides. RefSeq names its product DENN domain containing 4A (gene DENND4A). Gene Ontology annotation, cellular component: cytoplasmic vesicle. The record is from RefSeq and is a predicted model, not a curated record. Bases 263 to 5887 code for a protein of 1874 amino acids. Gene Ontology annotation, molecular function: protein binding. The transcript has 31 exons. NCBI's taxonomy places the organism in Eukaryota, Metazoa, Chordata, Lepidosauria, Squamata, Rhineuridae. Gene Ontology annotation, biological process: regulation of Rab protein signal transduction.
CGUCAGAGCGCCCAAGAUGGCGGCGGCUGAGGGGACGCGGGGAGGGAAUCCCGCCUGAGGCGCCCACGCGCGGGGAGAAGGCGGGCGCUGCUGCGUGAGGAGGAGGAGGAGAGGCUGCCACAAGGGGCGAUGCUGGCUCCGUGACGGGCAGCCGGCGGCGGAGACACCGUUUCGGGAGGUGGAGGCGGCAGAAGACGACCUCGCUGCCCGCGCUCAGGUAAGCGGGAGCCCCCGCCUCAGCCAGAUCUUUCUGUGAUGGAAGAUGGAAGACAGAGGGGCUCGUGUUGCUGACUACUUUGUUGUGGCAGGAUUGACAGAUAUUUCAAAACCACUAGAGGAGGAAAUCCACUUCAACGAUGCGUGUCACAAACUUGCAAAGCCAAAAGAGCCCAUCACAGAUGUGACGGUGAUAAUUAAAUCUCUGGGGGAAGAGGUGCCUCAUGGAUACAAAUGCAUAGAUGUUACUCCAUCAGGGCUGCCAGCGGACCUCAACAGUGGCAGCCUUGUAGGACCACAAAUAUAUCUGUGCUACAGGAGAGGAAGAGACAAGCCUCCACUUACUGAUCUGGGGGUUUUAUAUGAUGGAAAAGAGAGAUUAAAACAGGGUUGUGAAAUCAUCCAAGUCACUUUACAUGGCCGCCCUGCAAAUAUCAGUGGUGGUGCCUCAUCGCAAAAAGUAUACAUCACAUUCCGAAGAGCCUUGGAGAACAUGACCCAGAAUACCUUGGCUGUCACAGACAUAUGCAUAAUUAUACCAAGCAAGGGAGAAACCCCGCCACAUACGUUCUGCAAGGUUGACAAGAAUCUGAACAACAGUAUGUGGGGCUCAGCAGUGUACUUGUGUUAUAAGAAGUCUGUGGCACAAACAAACACCGUAUCAUAUAAAGCUGGUCUAAUAUGUAGAUAUCCAGAAAACGACUACGAUUCAUUUCCCUUGCCAGAAUCGGUACCUCUUUUUUGCCUUCCAAUGGGUGCAACAAUUGAAUGUUGGCCAUCGAAUAGCAAAUACCCUCUCCCAGUAUUUUCUACAUUUGUACUAACUGGCGCUUCAGCUGAAAAGGUCUAUGGUGCUGCUAUCCAAUUUUAUGAAACCUAUCCUGAGGAGAAUCUCACAGAAAGGCAAAAAUCUCAGUUGGGUUUAGUGGAUACUCACGAUCAGAAAUCUGCUAGCUCCAAAACAGUCCAGACGAAUAAAUGCAUCUGCCUUCUUUCUCACUGGCCGUUCUUUGAUGCUUUCAAGAAAUUUCUUACUUUUCUGUAUCGUUAUUCCAUCUCUGGUCCACAUGUCCUGCCCAUUGAGAAACAUAUUUCCCACUUUAUGCACAAAGUUCCGUUUCCAUCCCCGCAGAGGCCAAGAAUUUUAGUCCAGCUGUCGCCUCAUGACAGUCUGAUUCUUAGUCAGCCUAUAUCAUCACCUCUCCCACUGAGUGGUGGCAAGUUUUCUGCUCUUCUGCAGAACCUUGGACCGGAGAAUGCAGUAACUCUCCUUGUUUUUGCUGUGACUGAGCAUAAAAUCCUUAUCCAUUCUUUACGACCUUCUGUCCUUACCAGUGUAACGGAAGCACUUGUCUCUAUGAUAUUUCCUUUCCACUGGCCCUGCCCAUACAUUCCUCUCUGCCCGCUAGCCCUGGCAGAUGUUUUGAGUGCACCGUGUCCAUUCAUAGUAGGAGUUGAUUCAAGAUACUUUGAUCUCUAUGACCCUCCACCAGAUGUUAGCUGCGUUGACCUAGAUACAAACACCAUUUCACAACCUGGAGAUAAGAGAAAUAUUGCAUGGAAGAUCUUGCCAAAGAAACCCUGUAAGAACCUGAUGAACACUUUAAAUAACUUGUAUCAACAGCUAGCAGAAUUGCAGCAAAGACCAAGGGAUGAUGCGCUGAUGGAGCUGGCUAUGAAUGACUACGACUUUCAUUCAGGGGCGAAGCUGCAUCUGUUAGAUGUGGAAGUCCAAGAGGCAUUUCUCUGUUUCAUGGCCUCUAUCCUAAAAGGUUACAGGUCAUAUUUGAGACCCAUUACGCAAGCACCUUCUGAAACAGCAACAGAUGCAAGUUCCCUUUUUGAACUGCAAGGGUUCUUAAAAAGCCGUGACCGUUCACAUCAAAAGUUUUACACUAUGAUGACUAAGACACAAAUGUUCAUUCGCUUCAUUGAAGAAUGCUCCUUUGUCAGUGAUAAAGAUGCAAGCCUUGCAUUUUUUGAUGACUGUGUAAAUAAAGUAGAUAUGGAUAAGACUGGUGACACACAGCUAAUGGAACUUGAUGAGUCCUACAAGAGUGAGCACACUGUUUUCAUCACUCCCCCGGAGAUCCCUCAUCUUCCCAAUGGAGAAGAGGUUCCAUCACAGUACAGCUAUAAUGGAUUUCCUGUGCUGAGGCAAGACUUGUUUGAGCGGCCUGCAGGGCUCCUGACAAUGCCGAACAGCAAACUGUCUUCAAAAGCCAGCAGUCCCAACAGCCCCUUGCCAAUGUUCAGGAGAACAAAACAGGAAAUCAAGUCAGCCCAUAAGAUAGCCAAGAGAUACUCCUCCAUCCCUCAGAUGUGGUCCAGGUGCUUGCUGAGGCACUGCUAUGGCCUCUGGUUCAUCUGCCUUCCUGCCUAUGUCAAGGUGUGCCAUUCCAAAGUGAGGGCUUUGAGGACGGCCUACGAUGUGCUGAGGAAAAUGCACUUGAAAAAGAUCGACCCACCCGAUGAGGUAUGCUACCGGGUGUUGAUGCAGUUAUGUGGACAAUAUGGCCAACCUGUGCUAGCGGUGAGAGUCCUUUUUGAAAUGAAAAAAGCUGGCGUUGACCCCAAUGCAAUUACGUAUGGUUAUUAUAAUAAGGCUGUUUUGGAAAGUACUUGGCCCUCAAGCAAUCGAAGUGGCUAUUUUCUGUGGACGAAGAUAAGGAACGUCGUCUUGGGAAUAGCUCAGUUUAAAAGAGUUCUAAGAAAGCAACCUGCAAAUGGCAUCCAUAAAGCUCUUUCUGGGGGGCAUUCAGAUCUUUUAUACAGGCUGUCUAAAGAAGUAGUUAAACAGGAGAAAUUCACUGUUCAGAAGAAUGCUGAACUAAAAGAAGAGAAGAAAGAGAGCGACUCCAGUUCUUUAUCUGAGGUAGAGAGCGGAAAGGGAAGUGGUGACUGCCUUCCUUCAUUAAAUUAUCAGAAUUCAAAUAGAGCUAAGCCUGCAUCAAGGAUUGUUCGUCUGAACAAUAAAAUUGGCCAAGUAGCUGAUACAGCAGGAGAUAUCGGUACAGAAAGCUCUGCAGGACUGUUAUUCUCUUGUUUUGUGGAUGUCAACAAAACAAGGGUUUCUAAAGUUGAAAGCUUAAGAAACAGGCACUUAAAUACAGCUGAACUGGAGCAGAAACGGAUGGUUUGGAGAAACAGGAACCGCAAUCUGAGCGGAGAUGCUCUGAUAGAACUCAUGAAAAAUCAAAUUAAUCAGGAAGUAAGUCCUGAAGAAAUUGUUGAAAAACUAGGAGUGGAUGCAAAAAUUCUUUCUAAAGUGUUUGAGAAGAGAAAAAGGCCCAAGACACUCAACAUCAGACAAUCUUCUUUGGGACCCAGUAAGAGAGGGAACUUGGAGAAAGAAUCCAGUGACGAGGACGCACCCUACGACGACAGUUUUGUGGACAAAACAGAAUCGCCAGUCAUAUUUGAUUUGGAAGAUUUGGAUAAUGAACCUUUCUCCGUGAAAAGUGUGAAGCUGUUACAUAAAAAACCAUCAGCUUUUACUGAUGCCAGUAGCUUUCCAGUAAAACCCAUUGAGAAAACUGGUGUUGAAAUGGGAUUUGAUCCACUCUCCUUGCUGGCUGCUGAGACGGAACAACAGAAAGAGGAAGAGGAUGAAGACGAGGACAAAAGUACCUCAACUCCAUCUGCAAAGCGAGAUUUAGCUGAAGAAAUAGAAAUGUAUAUGAACAACAUGAGUAGUCCCUUAACUAGCCGGACACCAAGCAUAGAUUUGCAAAAAGCCUACAACGAGAAGAACACCAAUAAAAAGAGUCCAACAUUGGCCCAGCCGUGCCGGAGAUCUAGCCUUCCUCCAAAUUCUCCCAGGCCAGCAAUUCUUACCAAAUCCAAAAGCUACCAUGUAAAAAAUGAAGAAAGAGGAAGGGACAGGCUUUGGUCCUCUCCAGUGUUUUCUCCUAACAGUCUAUCAAGGGGACAAUCUGAGGACGUGUCUGGCGCAAUAGCACUUCCUUCUCCCACGUCAUUCAACUUGGAUACGCUGCUAACGCCCACCUUCGACGUUCUAAAGACCAGCAUGUUUUCUGCAGGGAAAGGGGUUGCAAAGAAGGCCAGCAAGUGGUACUCAAAGUUUACUACAUAUGCGGCAUCAUCAAAGGAUCAAAACUCAGACCGAACAAGCAUUUCAUCCCUUGGGGCCCUUGAUUCAGAAUCUGCCUCCCUGACUGAUGAAGAAGUCUGCAAUGAUCUUGAAAGCAACUCUUCUCCUCACGAGGAUACCUCCUCUGUGUUAAAGGGAAUUGGCCUGAGCAGGACAAGUCUGGAGAGCUCAGCUUCCAACAGUGGCACAUCAAAGCGUCGUUCUCAGUCAUGCUCCCUUUCAAAGUUUCCUUUGCCUGACAGAUCAGAGCUGGUAUCAUCUUGCAGCACAAGCAGCACUAGUGUGUUCCAGAAUUAUGCACUGGAGGUCCUUAUCUCAAGCUGUUCACGAUGUCGAACCUGCGACUGCCUUGUACACGAUGAAGAGAUCAUGGCAGGCUGGACAGCAGAUGAUUCCAAUCUUAACACCACCUGCCCUUUCUGUGGAAACCUAUUCUUGCCUUUCCUGAACAUUGAAAUCAGAGAUCUUCGGGGCCCUGGAAGAUAUUUCCUGAAGUCCAGUCCGUCUUCAGAGAAUGUGCAGGGAGGUUUAAAAAACCAGUCUGAUCCCACUUCAGGGUUUUCGACAUCUUUAAUGCUUGCUCAGGAUGAUUUGCAUUCAAAUAGCAGCAAAUCAAAACAGCCUGAUGGUACUUGUGCCAGGAGCAUUCAGAUCCCUCCCAGAAGGCAACAGAAUACUGCAAGAACUGAGCAUGCCAGCCACCCCUUGUCAAGAAGCAUGAGUAUGUACAGUCCCCUGGAGGUGGAGGAAGUGGGGAGCCAGAAGCGCGGCCACGUUGUUCCCACUGGGAGCUUGCCUGCCACGUUGCAAGGGACAGCCGAUCCUUUGGGGCUAGAGUGGCGUUUACCUAGUCCAGAGCCCAUAACAGUCCCAUAUCUCAGUCCUCUUGUUGUAUGGAAGGAGCUUGAAAGCUUAUUAGAAAACGAAGGGGACCAUGCGAUAACAGUGGCUGACUUUGUGGACCACCAUCCCAUUGUGUUCUGGAAUCUAGUGUGGUAUUUCCGACGCUUGGACUUGCCUAGUAACUUACCAGGAUUAAUACUGUCCUCUGAACACUGCAAUAAGAAUUCAAAGAUUCCCAGAAAUUGUAUCUUAGAGGACAGCAAGUAUGUUCUAAUCCAGAUGUUGUGGGACAACAUGAAAUUGCACAAAGAUCCAGGGCAGCCUCUCUAUAUUCUGUGGAAUGCACAGACUCAAAAGCACCCAGUGGUUCGCAUACGGCAGAAUGAUGACAGUUCAUUUAACCAGGAACUUUUAAGAAGCAUGGUGAAGAGUAUUAAGAUGAAUGAUGUCUAUGGACCAAUGAGCCAAAUUCUAGAGAGACUGAACAAAUGCCCAGAGAUAAAAAGGCAGAGGAGUCUUUAUAGAGAAAUACUAUUUCUCUCUCUUGUUGCACUUGGAAGGGAUAACAUUGAUAUAGAUGCUUUCGACAGAGAAUACAAAAUAGCUUAUGAUCGUCUUACGGCUAAUCAGGUCAAGAGUACCCACAACUGCGAUAGGCCUCCAAGUACUGGAGUGAUGGAAUGUCGGAAGAUUUUUGGGGAGCCAUAUCUUUAAAUAUAUAUAUAUAUCUUACCUGUAAUGGAUUGCAGCAGGGUGUGUAUGUUAAACAACAACAAAGACUUCAGCAAGACUCUCGCCAUUCUCCAUUAAAAAAGCAUCUUCAACUUUGUUUUAAUAUUAGGAUUUCCUAGGGAGAUAAUGAUACUGGAAUGACUUAAUGAACCAUGGGCCAGAGUAGGUUCUGUUCACCACGGAUAGUGUCUACAAAGUACUUAGUGGAUAAAUCUCAAUAGUCCACUGCAGAGAGUUUAAGCAGAUAUGGACCAAAAUCAUGCACUAGAAGUUUGCAUGAAUGAAAUAAGCUUUUCAGAACUGUUUACAUAGUAAGUUGAAAAUACCACAUAGCUCAUACCAGAGUUGUAUAAUAACAGAUUUUAAAUUAUUUAUAGCGGGUUCAUAUUUUUUUAACUUUUUAAAUUACUAUAUUACUAUAGUGAUCCUGUUGCAUAAGCAAUACUUUUGUCCUGCCUAAGUUGCUGUUUAUAGCAACUGGUCUGUUUUGCAGAUAAAGUCCUUUUUUCUUUCACUUUUUAAAAAGUAGUAUGGAAAUUUCAAUGCUGUUCUGAAUCACAGCAUAAAUUGUCAGUAUUUCCUUUCCCCCAAAAGUAUACACUUAAACAUUGUAAAUUUCAGCUGACAAGUAUUGCAAACUUGUAUGAAGCUGUCAUAAUUGUCAUGCAUUUGUCACUUUGAAAGAUUUGGCAUUGUUGGCUGUUGGGAGCUGCCAUGGCUAUGUAUAUAAUCCAUUACAAAGAUUGCAGUCUAAAGAUCUGCUGUAGCCACACCAAUGAGCCAGAGCAGGCCCAGUGGGAUUUUGGACAUUUCCUUUUCCAACAGCAAGCUCUGUACCAAGGGUGAGGAACUUCUUCAGUCUGAGGGCUGCAUUCCCUCAUGGGCAGCCUUCUGGGAGCUGCAUGCCAGUGGUGGGCAAGACAGAAGCAGAAGUAGGCAAAGGAUGUGGCUCUUACCUUUGUACAGUAAGCUACAUUCCAGCCACACACAAGUCAGAGAUUUCUAUAUACACAUAGCCCCACACACAUCUCCAUCCAGGCAAGCGAGAGGCAUUAUCACAGUUCAAGGACUGCUUGCGGGCUUCCCUCAGGCACCUGGUUGGCCACUGUGAGAACAGGAUGCUGGACUAGAUGGGCCACUGGCCUGAUCCAGCAGGCUCUUCUUAUGUUCUUAAGGACACAUUUCGGCCAGGCAACGACACAUGAGAGGGCACUGAGCAGGGUCGGUGAGGAAUAUGGUGUGGACAAGCAGCAUGGCCCAGAUAGAAUUCCGAGGGCUAGACAGGCUUGGAGGGCCCCAUUUGACCCCUGGGUUCCCCAUCUUUGCUAUAUACCGUAUCACAAUCCACUUGUGGAAGUCCCUGCAGUUUCAAAAGCGGUGUGUCGUGUUUCCACCACCUUAAGUGGUGGUGGGGUGCUGUUUAAGAAAGACCAAAGUUCUUCUGGGCACAUGGAAUUAGUUGUAUGGUUCUUUGCAUUCCAGGCAAAGCGUAUGGUGAGAGGCUUGGAAAAAAUGCUUACGUAUAAUAAAAGAGAGAACAGUUAUCAUCUGUGGACUGAAAAUUUCCAAAAUGGAAUUUAGAACAAGCCUGAGCUUGAGCAGGAUGGCAAAAAUUGCUAUAGGACAUUAGCCAGGGGAGGGGGGAGGAAUGUAAUCUACUUUGAUAUAUUAUAUGUAUUAGAUACAUUUGAGAUUAUUUUUUGUUUGCUAAUAAUCCAGAUAGCAUGGCAACUAUUUACUUUUUGUUGCAUGGCUUCACACUGCUUCUGUUUCAUAUCCAGAUAUUGUUAAAAUGUCAGGAACUGGAGAACAUUACAGCAUCUUCUCUAAUUUGCACAUACAUGUAGAGUUACUUGUUUACAAGAAGAUGUGCUGCCUAUACCCCUCUCCCAGCUCUCCUCGUUUAGCAGCAGAAUCUGUCAGGUCUGAGCAUGAGAAUAUUCAUUUUGCAUGAGGAUUAACCUGUGCCUUAGUGGCUUUGACUUUACUCCUAGCCCUGAAUCCAAAGAGCUAUUUUAGGCAUGCCCAUGGGAUUUCAGUUUUUCUUUGUCUUUGAACAGCAGUUCCCCUUUGCCUGUAUCAAACUGUUUUCGAAGCACCUCCUAGACUCAAACAGCAUGUGACUCUCCCAUUCAAAAAAGAUUAAGUCUGAAGCCUCUAAGGGAGUAUGGAAAGCAUAGUAUCUAUAAGGGCACAAUGAACCAGGAAUUUCUCUUGCACAAGCUCAUCCCAUCCUGGUGUACUCUUGUACAGCUUCCAUUCAGUGGGCUUGCACAGGCGAAUUUCCUGGUGCCUUGUACCAUACAUUUCCUCACAUCUGUAGUAACCCUGCAAUUACGACAAACACAGAUAACCAUACAGAAUGAAAUCUCCAUGAAUUUGAUGACAAAGGUACGUGUCCUGAUCUAGUUGGUAUAGAACUGUGGAUGCCACAUUUCUAAGUAUCUAGUAAUGUGGGUGUUCAUUUCUGUGUACAGUAUCUGUGCUAUGUUGUAUUUACAUUGUCUUUACUAAGGAAAAUGUGUACACAGUUGCCACAAAUGUAAAUAAGUCCUUACGUGUUUUGUGUUGUGUAGAAGAGAGGAGAGUGCUGGUAAGCCUUUGAACUGCAACUUCUCGCUCCCGUUAGAUGUAUAAAAGCCACUAUUUUUGUAGCACUUUAUCACUAUGAUGGAGAUGGUAUCUCUUCUUCCUGAGCUCUGUCUGGUAUUUCUAAGGAUACCAGUAAAGUGACAAAUCAGACUCGCUUUUAUAUGAUAUAUAUAUAUGGUACAUAUAGCCUGGUUUUGGCAAAAGUGGGUUUGGAAUAAGGUCUCCAAGGGUGUGUGGGUAUGACUACAGGUAGGCAUCCAUGUUGACCUAGUAAUAUCAAGAUUUCAAUUAUUGUGACAGUGAUAAUUUUCCAGUUGGAGCACUUCCUAACAGCAGAAGUUUUGUUAUACUAAAACCAAGCCCAUUAGCCCACUAUAUUAGCUUGAUAUUAGAGAGAGAGUCUAGCAUUAUCUGCAGAUUUGGCCAGGAUUCAAACAGGUACUUUAGACAUUCUAAAGAGCUUGUGCACAUCCAAAAGAGGUUUUUACUCCUCCCACCCUUUGAACAGCUCACCCCCAACCUUAUUCCAAAAUGCAUUUGAAAUUCCCUGAACUUUCAAAAGCUCUUGGCAAUGUGGCAUGGCUGGCGAGUCACACAUGCAUAUACAUCUCUUGAUUUCCUCUACACUUGAUGAGUGGCAGUUGCAUGUGUGAACCAACUACAGUAAAGCAUCACUGUGGAGACAAAAUUAAAAGUCUGUCUGCAGUGGCCCAUUCACAUGUUCAUAGAUGUCACCACUUGAUGCUGUAGUUGUCCUACAAUCUGGCAUGCCAAUGUUAGUGGAAUCCCCCUGAGAUUAUGAGAUCUGCAGUGCCGGGUAGUCUGUUUGAACCGGACCAUUGACCCAUUAUUGCUGAGAACACAGGCAGCAGCUGUCUGAGGUUUCAGCAGAAGGGGUGCAGGUGUCCUUCCAGCCCACCUACAUGAAAUCCUUAAACUGGAGAUGGUAGGAGGCUGAACCUGAAACUUUCUGUGAAGAAAGCUUCCUUGUUCAGAUUAGAUUGUAAUCAGAAAAUCAGAUUUCAUCUCAGAAGUUAAAGGUUUCCACAUCACUUAGUCCAAUGGUGAAAUUUACUUCCACACUUCAACUUUUUUUAAAACAAAACAAAACCUGGUUUGUGUUUAAAUUUUAAAUCUGUUACUGAAAGGGAGUCUUGAAAUCUUUUUUCUUCUGUGUAUGGUGAUAUGUCCUGAAACUUUGGAACAGUUCUGUGUUUCUAUUUGGUAAUAUUAAAAGGCGUUUCAUCCUUAUGGUUUGUGGUAUCAGACACAUCUUUGAGGCAGUUAAGAGCUUCUUUUCUUCAGUUUAUGUCAGUGUUUGUAAUCUCUUUAAUGUUGGGUUUGUUCAUUAUACAAAAAUGGAUCAAGUAGAUGACUUGAUAUAAAGUUAUCAGACGACUUAGUAUUUCAGUAGGAAAUGCUUUAUCCCAAAGACAGAAAUGGAUCGUUACAUGUAAAUGUGUGUAUAUAUAACAUUAGAAAGCAGGAGGUACAAUUGGUGGAUUAAUUUGCAAAAGAGCACUUUUACAAAGGAAUGGUUGUACAUUUGUACAUAUGUAAUGUUUACAUUUUAUUUACCAACAAAGAACAUCAGUUUAAGUGUUUAUUUUUGUUUUGAAUUUGUAGGUCAAUUUUAAGAUGUAUACUUCAAUGUUCACAAUGGAAAAAGGUGGUUUUUCCCCCUGAAAUGUCAUAGAAAAAUGGUUCUAUUUAAAAUCUUACAAUGGUUCAAUAAAGAAAAGUGA